Molecule: messenger RNA, 372 nt
Organism: Eruca vesicaria subsp. sativa (arugula)
Lineage: Eukaryota; Viridiplantae; Streptophyta; Magnoliopsida; Brassicales; Brassicaceae
Source: the annotation of a GenBank genome assembly
GAAAUGAAGCUGGCUCAUGUCCUUCUUUCUCAGGUUAAGCAUCUUGAGGCAUGGCAGGACAUGGGAAGACAACACUUUUCAUCUAUUUCCAUAUCCAUACAAGCCAUGCAUUCUCUUCUUUCCAGGGUUCCCCUAAGGGAAGGUACAAAGGUGAACAUAGAAUCUGCUGUCACUAUAUUUCAGAAGGGAGAAGCAGUCUCUGAUGCUAUCAUUUUAACUGUGAAUAGUUUUGCUCCUAAGAUAAAGGACAUCGUUCCACUUGCCUCUCAACUUGCUGAAGUGGUGGCACAAGAGAAGUUAGUGCUGGAGCAGUGCCAUGAUCUUAUGAGAAUGAUAUCUGAGUUAGAGAUGGAGGAGAGGAGCUUAAAGUAA